Molecule: messenger RNA, 1370 nt
Organism: Paramecium octaurelia
Lineage: Eukaryota; Ciliophora; Oligohymenophorea; Peniculida; Parameciidae
Source: the annotation of a GenBank genome assembly
GAUCAAAUAAAUAGGAAUCUCAAAUGUAAUGCAAGUAGGUGAAGUUGUUAGGAUUUCUCAUAGCUUACCUUACUGUUAGGGUGUUUUAAUCUAAUAUACAUCAAUUUAUUUGCAAAUCAAUGUGAAGUACAUCUUAAUCUUAAUUUACUCCAUGAUAUGGACAAGUAAGAGCUGUGUGGACACUUAGGAAAACUUUCAAGUGCUCAACGCUGUACUAGUGAACGAAUUAUAUUAUCCUGCAUGAAGAAGAUUGUAAAUAUGAGCUUGGAACAUUAGUCAGAAUAAGUUAAGAAUUAGUUUAACAAGAGAAAGUUAAUGCGCAGUCUAAACUAAAGCCACAAAAAAUAACAAACUUUAAUCAAUCAACAUUCAGUUCAAUACUAAAAGGAGGGAUUAAAAGAUGAUAUUCAGAACAAUCAUCAACGCCGCAUAUUUAUCUUAUAACAUUAAGAAUAACAAUAAUACAUAAGCAGGAGUGAUACUUGUUUUUAUGUUUUGGAGACAUUCUCUAUGUAAAAUAUUCAUAUUUUACUUGCAAUACAAUUACCCUAAGUCUGGUAUAUUGUUGGAAUUAAGAACAAGCAACAUUGUGAACAGAUUUGAUUAUCAAAGAUAUUCAAGUGGCUGAGAAUUGCAAUGUUUCAAUAUUUACUGCUUUAUGCUAUUAUUACACUUGUCCACAUAGGUAGAAUCAUUAUAUGGGCUUGCUCAUCUAUAAGUCACUAAAUGUGAAAUCAUGUUGUUCAAUAUAAACUAAAUUCAAGGAAUCAAGAAGAGAUUUAUUAUAUUCAGUAAAAGUGCAUAACAUACAUGAUCUGUAUCUUCCAAUUAAGCCACCACAACUUAUUGUGUAAAUGGUUCUCUUUUCGUCAGUCCUUGUUAACAGAAUUUCAAGUAUUGAGGACAAAGUAAAAUUUCUCCUCAGUUGUUUAGCUCGGUAAUUAUUUUUCAGUACAAUUAGAGCGACCCAUCUACAUAGAAUGCCAGCCUUAGGUUAGGAUGUAUAUACAAGCAAUGGAAGGAGCUAAAGUUGUAAACACACACAAAAAAAUAAUUCUAAAUUCAAGUAAUUUUCUUUUUUAAGUGAAUUUUAUUUCAAUUAGUAAUCUCUUAAACAUUUAAGAUUCUUACAGUACCUAGCAACAUAUAAAUAAAAAAUUUGGUAUGAAAAAAAGAGUUAGAUAUUUUCUUUUAUCAAGUAAUUCCAACUCUUCAUAUAGAAGACUUAAAUUAUGUGUAUUUAAUGUAAUAUAAUUGUUAAAGAAAAAAUAGUUAGUCUGAUAUAAUUGCUAGGUUGUAUUUAUUAUAGCUUUAAUUAUUUAAUUUACAAAAAGUAUGUCUUCAUAUAUUUUAUUCAAAAAUUACCCUGA